AUGGAUACACGGGUGAAGCUGAACAGGUCAGAUGGAAGUCCUCCGGUAGAUGCAACACUAUACAGGAGUGCAAUCGGAAGUCUGAGGUAUUUGGUGAACACUCGACCCGAUCUUGCAUAUUCAGUUGGAAUUGUAAGUCGUUUCAUGGAAGCCCCAACAACGAAAGAUCUAGAAGCUGUGAAACAGAUAUUGCGUUAUGUGAAAGGCACCUUACAUCAUGGGUGCAUAUACAACAAGGUGGAAGAGGAUGAGUUCAAGCUAGUAGGCUAUAGCGACAGUGACUUAGCUGGAGACGUGGAUGAUCGGAAAAGCACGAUAGGGGUAAUCUACUUCCUUGGACAAAGUCCUAUCACCUGGAUUUCUCAGAAGCAGAAAGUUGUAGCCUUAUCCUCGUGUGAAGCCGAGUAUAUUGCUGCAACAGCAGGAGCUUGUUAA
Manihot esculenta (cassava) is the source of this 435-nucleotide messenger RNA. Its product is annotated as secreted RxLR effector protein 161-like. Bases 1 to 435 code for a protein of 144 amino acids. The transcript has a single exon. The record is from RefSeq and is a predicted model, not a curated record. NCBI's taxonomy places the organism in Eukaryota, Viridiplantae, Streptophyta, Magnoliopsida, Malpighiales, Euphorbiaceae.